Peromyscus maniculatus bairdii (prairie deer mouse) is the source of this 6403-nucleotide messenger RNA. It is a transcript of the gene Etnk1, whose product is annotated as ethanolamine kinase 1. Gene Ontology annotation, cellular component: cytoplasm. The record is from RefSeq and is a predicted model, not a curated record. Gene Ontology annotation, molecular function: ethanolamine kinase activity. NCBI's taxonomy places the organism in Eukaryota, Metazoa, Chordata, Mammalia, Rodentia, Cricetidae. Gene Ontology annotation, biological process: phosphatidylethanolamine biosynthetic process.
CGGCAUGCUCCGCGGCUGCCCGCGGUCGAGAGCACUGGGGCAUCUUCCCGAGAGCGGCCGAUCCUCCGCGUCGCUGCACUGCGCACCCCGGCCGUCCGCCCCGUCGCCCCCGCCGCCCGCCCGUGCGUCCGAGCGGCCGCAGCCCUCCGCCGAGGGCGCCCCGGGACGGAAGGGUCCAGCAGCCUGCCGGCGCCCGCCGCGCUCGUGGUCGCCGUCGCCGUGGUCGUCGUGGUCGUGUCCGCCGUCGCCUGGGCCAUGGCCAAUUACAUCCACGUCCCGCCCGGCUCGCCCGAGGUGCCGAAGCUCGACGUGACGGUGCAGGACCAGGAGGAGCAGCGCUGCCGCGACGGCGCCCUGAGCCUGCUGCGGCACCUGCGGCCGCACUGGGACCCCCGCGAGGUGACCCUGCAGCUCUUCACAGAUGGGAUCACAAACAAGCUCAUUGCCUGCUAUGUGGGUGACACCAUGGAAGAUGUGGUUCUGGUGAGAAUUUACGGCAACAAGACUGAACUGUUAGUCGACCGAGAUGAAGAAGUGAAGAGUUUCCGUGUGUUGCAGGCUCACGGCUGUGCACCUCAACUCUAUUGUACCUUUAACAAUGGACUGUGCUAUGAGUUUAUACAAGGUGAAGCCUUGGACCCACAGCAUGUCUGCAACCCAGCCAUUUUCAGGCUAAUAGCUCGUCAGCUUGCUAAAAUCCAUGCUAUUCAUGCACACAAUGGCUGGAUCCCCAAAUCUAACCUAUGGCUAAAGAUGGGAAAAUACUUCUCUCUCAUUCCCACAGGAUUUGCUGAUGAAGACAUUAAUAAAAGGUUCCUAAGUGAUAUCCCAAGCCCUCAGCUUCUUCAGGAGGAAAUGACUUGGAUGAAGGAGAUUCUGUCCAACCUGGGCUCCCCUGUGGUGCUUUGCCAUAAUGACCUGUUGUGUAAGAAUAUAAUCUACAACGAGAAACAAGGUGACGUACAGUUCAUCGAUUAUGAGUAUUCUGGAUACAACUACCUGGCAUAUGAUAUUGGAAAUCAUUUCAAUGAAUUUGCAGGUGUCAGUGAUGUAGACUAUAGUCUUUAUCCAGAUAGAGAACUCCAGGGCCAGUGGCUGCGCUCUUACCUUGAAGCCUACAAGGAGUAUAAGGGCUUUGGCAGUGAAGUCACUGAAAAGGAAGUAGAGACACUCUUCAUUCAAGUCAACCAGUUUGCAUUGGCUUCUCAUUUCUUCUGGGGACUCUGGGCAUUGAUCCAAGCCAAGUACUCCACAAUUGAGUUUGAUUUCCUUGGGUAUGCCGUUGUUCGUUUUAAGCAGUACUUUAAAAUGAAGCCCGAGGUCACAGCACUAAAGAUGCCUGAGUAAAGAAGAGGCCUCCUUGUCCUCCAGGAGCUGAGCAGUGCUUGUGGAUGUUUCCUGAGAAAUUCCAAAAGCCAAGAUUUGUUAACACUCAUUUAAUUUGGUUAUCUUGCUUUACAAAUUAUGCCUCUAAACAACCAGUCUAUUUUUAAAUAGAAUGAUGUUAAAAAUCUGCUUACUGUUGUGAGUAUGCUGCAGGCUAGAGAUGUGUCCAUCAGUGGAAAGAGUGGAGUCGGCUUUAGCCUUUGGCAAUACAGUCCAUGUUACAUGUGAAUUAUUUAUUACAGAUUUGACAUGACUGACUGCUUUCAUCUCUUCAUUUGUUGGUUCAGUGUAUGCAAUGAGAAUGUUGUAGAAAUCUUUUAUAAGUUUUGUUAAUAGGGUUAAUUUUAGAAAAACAUUCUUGUUCAGUGUAACCUUUGUAAAAUGAAUCAUUUACUCUUGACAUGGCAGUCACUGCCUCGGUGGUAACUUAGGGUGUUCUAGAGAUUUCUAGAGAAGUGCCCGUCGAGGAGGGAGCAAGGCAGUCCCUGUCUCUAGGGUAUACUUUUUUGAAUUGGAAAUUGGAAAUAAUUCCUUUGAAGAAUACAACUUAGAAUUAAAUUGUCUCUUUACAUAGCCUGACAAUAUAAAAUAUAUUUACUGUAUAAUCCUGGAAUAUAAGUAUAACAAUUUAAUGUUAAAAUCUGUAUUAAGUCAUGUUUUAAAAUACUAGAUAUGGUCAUUGAAGGUAAUAGUCUCAGUUUUUAGAAUUUACCUAUCAAAUUGUUUCUAACCCAGAAUUUUGUUUAACUUGAGAGACUCUGUUUUUCUUCAUUAAAUAAUAGCUUAUAUUGUUAGUAUUUGAAACAAACAUACAGAGUUCAUCAUACUUGGAAGCAAGGAAUAUCAUUUAGAUGCUUUCUAUUCAGAUUCAUUCCUUAGGUUGGUUUUCUGUCUGUAGAGUCAGCAAAUGAUUGCUUAUACAUGUAAUUUCAGAGUAAUAUUGUUAAAGCAGUUAGAAGAAUCAGUAAGGAACAUUUAGGUAGGUCAUUGAGCUUGAAUACUUAAACUCUUAACAAAUAAGGAAAUGUGAAUUAAAUAGUAGUCGUGGUAGGAGGACUUGUUUAUCUUGUUUUUUGUUAGUCUAGUUUUUAUUUUUGUAUAGGUGGAAGAGGGAGGCAACUGUUAUAUGGAAGGAAGUUAGGUUUUUGAGGUAGACAAGAAGGCUUUAGUCUUUGAAGACUGAGCUUGAGCAGUCACAGCUAACUUAGAUUAGGCAGACAGGCUUUGCACUUUGGUCACUUAAGUGCUUUUGUACAAAGUUGGCUCCAUGGAUCUGCUUAUGUAAAGUAUGCAAUGCAGAUCUAAGACAUCGUCUGGUAUAUUGUCCACAUGACUUAUGUUCUCAGACAAGUGCUUUAAAAUACUUGGAUUGUCUCAUUGUAUUCAAAGCUAAUAAAGUAAGUAGGAACACUUAACAGCCAUGGCCAUUUGAGAUGGUAAAUUCUAGCCACUAAAUAGACUCCUAAGUAUGUGUUUCUAACAGUGUUAGACCUGGAUUUGGUUUCUACCUCCCCACUGUUGUAAUGUUCUUUUGUUUUUACGAACCACAUUACUGUAAGAUCAUUACAAUUCUGCCGACUUCCUUGAAUGGAAACAAAUAAUGACUAGCUCUUUUCAAUGUUAAAGCAAACCUACAGAAACUGGCUUAGUGGAAUUUUCAUUCGUGGUUGGAACAUUGUCAUAGAAUGAUAAAGAUGUGAGCCUCCUGAUUCUUUGCUUUCCUUCUCUCAAAAUUCAAGAGGAUGUGUCAUGUGAAAACACUGGAGAAGACAGUGUUUGCUAGUCUGUUCCUGUUCUUACCUGAGAGUGCUUUGAAUGGAGGCUCACCAUGCUACGGCUGCUGGUGGACUGCCUAGCCACCGGCUGAGACACAGUUGCCUAAGACUGCUGUGGCAGUGAAUGCAGCGAGGCUUCCUGGGUCACCCUGCCAGCAUGUAAGAGAUCUUGGGAAAAGACUAGCCCAUGUAAACUGUUGUCCCCAUUCCUUGGCCAGAUUUGGGUGCUCUGAUGCGCCUGCUUCCCAUACAGCUUUUGGGGAUCAUGGUGUAGACUAUCAACAGGUUUCAAAAUGUCUUUCCUUUGUAUUGACCAUGUAAGGGAUUCUAAAGAGGGUGCAUUGGGACAGCUCUGAAGAGCAUCCCUCUCAAAUGUGUCCUGUGGCUUGCUAGGAUAUCAGUUGCCUUCUUUUGUUAAGCUAAGGAACUUGAAUGCCUUACCUAAUCACUCAACUGGUGGUAAGCUCAUUUUGUAAAUAGGAAAGUGAAUGUUAGAAGUGGCAUUCAUGGAUGUUCAAUGUUAAUCAAUAGACCGUAGUGGCCUGGAUGCUGUAACAAGCAAAAUUCCUCAUUUCUGCCCUCUACCCUGAUCCUGUCUCCCUGGCACACCUGUAUGAUCUUGAACCUGACCAAUGAUAUUUGAUUUCCCUCCCUCUUCUAAUCCUGCGCUACCACCAUUUUUCCAGAAAUGAGAUGUGGUGGCCACAUUUUACUGUUGACAUGAUCCGCCUGAGAUCAACAUGAGCACAAACCUCAUCAACUAGGUCUGCCUGGAGUGUAAAUAGGACAGUGUAAAUAAGCAGCUGUAAUUAGUGUGAGUUGUGUCCUGCAUCCAAGAGUGUGUCGUUCUGCAUUCUCCUUUGUGGAAGUUUUUCUGUCAUUAGAUGAUCCAGCCUGUUGAUGUUUGGCUGGGAACAGUGCACACCUCCAGCUGUGCGGUGAGAUAGCAAGAACUGGAAGGAAGGUUUAUUGGGUUUAGUUAAUGUUGGUAUUUAUUUAUUUAGCCUCUCAGUGCCUAAUAAGACUUUUCUCCAAUUUUACUUAGCUAUUAAUUUCUUGUGAAUUAGAUUCUGGGAAGCAGUGAAUUUGUAAAGCUCAUUCUUUGAGUCACAAUUUGAAGAUAAAGGAAACUAAAAAUAUUAUUUGGUGUUUGUAAACAGAAGUGUGGUCCCCUUUUCUAUUUUCAGAGUUUGUUGACACUUUCAACAAAAACUUGAAAUUCAAUGUGAAUGUAAAUCCCAUCCGUACAAGUCAUAGGGCAAAUGGCAUCUCUUAGUUUGUCAGGUGGCUUCUUUGGAGUAGUUCAGUUUGGGAUUGUGAGAAAAAGGGGUCUUUUGUGACAACCCCCCCCAUGUUUGUUUUAACUUUAUGAGUUUAGACUUUAGACUUAAAGAAUUCCCCAAACACUCUAAAGAAACGUUAGAAACCUCUACUUUAACAGUACUCAGUUUUCUGUAUUAAGCAGAAGCUGCCUGUACCUCUUGAUCUCACUAGCUGAUGUAUAAAGGGCAGUGUGUUGGGUUGAUUUUUUUUUUUCCUGACUUGCUUUUAAGCAUUUUAUACUGCAUUCCAGAGUACUGUAGACUUAGCUAUUUUCCUAUGAAUCUGUCAUCCUGUUGACAAAGUGGACAGUGCUUUGUCCUGGGGUUUUCCUAGUAGCAGCUGCGUGUGCUACCUCACACAGAAGGUGAGUGCAGGUGGAGACGAGCCUCUUGACAGAUUUCAUGAUGGCCUUUACUGUGAAGCUGAGCUCCAUCUUCAGGCAUGUUUCUGUUCUGAAAAGCAAGAUGAAGGAUGGUGCGCUGCCUUUCCCUAUAGUGACUGCAGUGUUAAAUCUUGGGUUUGACAAAUGUUAUCAGCUGAUCCAGAUAAAACAUCCCUGUUUGGGGAACUUCAGCCCAUGUUUCUAUAAAAGAAAAUACUUGAGGUUUUUGUAUUACCUUGAAUUCUUGCAGGCUAAAUUCAGUGACACGUAAUACAAUGAGUUAGAUUUGUUUGAAUAGUUUAUUUUUUUGCUGAAAAAUUUCAAUUUUGGCUCAAUUUGAUAUGGGAAGAAACCCAAAGUAUUUGGAUUAGAACCAAAUCUGAUGCUUCACCCACAAGCACUUUCAACUCCUGCAUUGGAGGCUUCCCUCCUGGACUGUGCGCUGCGGUACCAACCCAUCUUUGCCCAUUGUGCAUUGCAUAGCCUGUGUACGUGCAGAAACACUCCUAAAACAGUUAAAAUCUUAUCUCUCAGUUACCUUACCCCUGUGGUGAUUUGGAUCCCAUUAAUAUGUUAAUUAAACACUAGAUGCUUACAGAACUGAAACAUCACAUUGUCUUUUGACUAGUUUGUGAAAGUGGAGCAGGAAAUUACAGGCUUCCUAGCCAGGAACUUUGAGAGCUGGGUUGAAACCCAGUGACACCUGCCGAGCAGUGGAGGGACAGAGUACCUGCUCGCCAUGCCUGCACUGUGGCAUGCUGCUGCUUGUUUGUAGGUAGUGUUCAUUGUCAAUAAUCUAAAGUUGUCCUCUGUAUUUACCUGUACUAAAGUAACUGUAAACUAAUGGAACCUACAAGAACUUUUCUGUAUUUAGGAGCUUUUGUACAGCAAGGUCAAAUGUCCUGAAUGAAGGAAGACAUGGUGUUACCCAUACACAAGGGAAAAAAGCUGAAAUGAGUUAACUGUUGUUGCGUUAGCUGUCUGUUGAAUUGGGAAGCUGUGGCAUAGAUCUUAAAUUUGUGUUCUCAAAUGUGAAUUGUAGUCUAAUGCUGCUUUGUAUAGACUGUAAGUGCUACGGAUAGUCUCAGCACUGAACAUGCAUCGAUACCUCGCAGAUGAAUGCAGCUUUUGUCCUAGGUUUCCCUAUGCCUCAGCCAGGGUCUGAGUGCCAGAGAACUUGCUCAUCUGUUUGCUAGCGAGAUACUUCCUGCUUUUUCCUUUGUUGUCACAUAUCUUUAUGUUUGAAUUUGAAGUUUUACUACUGUUAAUUUAAGUAAAAUUUGUUCCGUGGAUAAAAUGGCAUUGCCAGUGAAAUCAACAGCCUCAUUCAUGUAGCUGCUGAAGUGACAUUUGUGUUCUGUGUUCAUGAACUUGCAAUGAAGCCGUGUUUCUGUUAAGAUACAAAGUGCGGCUUAGGCUUUAUUUCUGUUUAAUAAGGCUUUCUACCAUUGAUUAAAUGAAGGAAUGUAUCUUUUUGAAGAGAUUUAUAUUCUGUAAAUAAACCUCGGUUGUAACAAUAAAGUUGAGUUCUAACUAA